Messenger RNA from Cololabis saira (Pacific saury), 8814 nucleotides. RefSeq names its product nuclear factor of activated T cells 5a (gene nfat5a). Lineage: Eukaryota; Metazoa; Chordata; Actinopteri; Beloniformes; Belonidae. Bases 338 to 4642 code for a protein of 1434 amino acids. The transcript is spliced from 12 exons. The record is from RefSeq and is a predicted model, not a curated record. Gene Ontology annotation, cellular component: transcription regulator complex. Gene Ontology annotation, molecular function: DNA-binding transcription factor activity, RNA polymerase II-specific; transcription factor binding; RNA polymerase II cis-regulatory region sequence-specific DNA binding. Gene Ontology annotation, biological process: regulation of transcription by RNA polymerase II; calcineurin-NFAT signaling cascade; cytokine production.
CUCAACGUAGCACGAAACGUGUCUUCCCUGCAAAGACACACACUAACGUAAAACGUGCUAGAUAUUCCUGCUAUUGAAAGUUUGCUUUUGUUGCCUUGAGAUUGUUUCGAUAUUUUACUAUGUAUAUUAAAGCAUUUUUGCUCGUAAAACGCAGUAUUUAUUAGCUAAGAGCAGCCGCCUGGGUUUCUGCUGAAGAGAGUCCGCUCCUCCUCCUCCCUCGAUGAAGCGCUGCGAUGCCCUCUGAUUUUAUAUCCCUCCUUAGCUCGGAUAUCGACCUCAAUUCCCCCAAAUCUCUAUACUCUAAAGAAACUAAUGCAUCUUCUCCUGAUCACUCUUUAUGGCAGAGUCGGUAUAUGACCUCCUCCCCAAAGAGCUCCAGCUCCAGCCGUCGUCCAGCCAAACAGACCCGCCCACCAUGAGCCAAAAGAGUGGGGGAGAGGCGGGACCUCCCCCCUCUGCAGCCGUGGCUUCAGAUGCCACCUCUUCCACCUCCAGCCCCCCUGCCUCUUCUGUGGCCAUGGGAGUUCUGUCCAGUGGUCCCUCUACCUCAUCCUCAGACCAUCUCACAUUUGCUCAGCAUCUCCACUCCACUGGAGGGGAUGGAGCUGGAACUUCAGAGAUCCAAGGUAUGGAGGCUGCUGGAUCUGCCCCAGCUGGAGGCAACAAUGGAGCAAAUACCACGGCAGGCGACGUAGGGUCCGGAGUGUUAUCAGGGCUAGGUGUACAGCAACAUCAGAGCACCCCAUCAAAACGAAGGACAGUACUGAGCAUAUCUCCGCCACCUGAGGACCUAUUUGACGACAGCCAAAUGUCUUGCCAAGAGGAGCCUACCUUGUCUGGUGCACCAGGUCCAGACUCGGAGCAUAGCAGCAGUAUGUGGGCUGAUGACUCCGUAUCCAACUUCAGCUUGAUCAGCUCCAUCUCCUACAACGACAACACAGAGGUGCCACGCAAAUCUAGAAAACGCACCCCUCGCCAGCGGCCUGGCCCCAAGGCUGUUCCUCCAGAAGACAGCAUGGAUGUGUUUGAUGCUGACAGCGCCAAGGCUCCUCAUUUUGUCCUAUCACAGCUAAGCACCGAAAAGAGCAGCUCCAUUGAGUCAGGUACUGCAGUGAAAGGGGGAUCACUGUCUGCUCAGUUCCCCCAGAGAAGUGAUGGAAAGGACCUAAAGAUCCUGGUUCAGCCUGAGACCCAGCACAGAGCCCGCUAUCUGACCGAGGGCAGCAGAGGUUCUGUUAAAGAUCGUACACAGCAGGGAUUCCCCACUGUCAAGUUGGAAGGCGUUAGUGAACCAGUCGUGUUGCAGGUGUUUGUCGCAAAUGACGCAGGCAGAGUGAAGCCUCACGGUUUCUACCAGGCGUGCAGAGUGACGGGACGCAACACCACCGCCUGCAAGGAGGUCGACAUAGAGGGCACCACGGUUAUAGAGAUCCAUCUAGAGCCCAGCAAUGACAUGACACUUGCUGUAGACUGUGUAGGCAUUCUGAAGCUGCGUAAUGCAGAUGUUGAAGCCCGUAUAGGUGUGGCAGGAUCCAAGAAAAAGAGUACACGUGCCAGGUUGGCCUUCAGAGUAAACAUCCCCCAACCUGAUGGAUCAGUGCUUAUUUUACAAGUCGCCUCAUCACCCAUCCUCUGCACCCAGCCAGCUGGACUACCGGAGAUCCUGAAGAAGAGUCUUCACAGCUGCUCAGUGAGGGGAGGCGAGGAGGUCUUUAUAAUCGGGAAGAACUUCCUCAAAGGAACUAAAGUUAUAUUUCAGGAGAACAGUGCAGAUGAUAAUUCCUGGCAAGCAGAGGCAAAGAUUGACAUGGACCUUUUCCAUCAGAACCAUUUGAUAGUGACAGUCCCUCCAUUCCACAGCCAGUCCAUCACUUCUCCUGUGCCUGUGGGAAUCUUUGUAAUGACCAAUGCUGGUAGAUCACAUGAAGCCCAGCCCUUCACUUAUACUCCUGACUCAGCUGAUAAUUCAAAUGUCCAGACAAUAAAAACAGAAGGGUCGCCGCUGGUCAAGACCUGUAUAUUUGAUGGCCAGAUCAAAUCUUUAUCGUCUGAGCAAACUGACUGCUCUGGCCAGCCUUCCAAACGGCAAGAGGACACACCCAUGGAAGUGUCUAGCAAUCCUCAACCUGCGGAUGUCUUCAAACCCUCUCCUGACCCGCUGAUCUCGGUGCAGCAGACCCUGGAUCUCAACUCUAGUCCGCAUUCAAGUGGAGAGUCUUUUCAGAGCCCAAUGCCCCUACAGCCUGAGGAUGUGGAGCUUCCCCAAGCACCCCCCGUCUUCCCUAGCCUAGAGUCUCUCAGCACCAUACAAAAACAAGACAUGGCCUCCACAACUUCAUUCCCAGUGUCGGGAGAUACCACGAUCCCUCCUGUAACACCAGAAGUCCCGCAGCAGUUCCUCAGAGACCCCCAGGAAAGCUUGCCCCCUGAGAGUUCGGAUAAUAGUGGAAGGCUUAUGGUUGUAACCAUGCCUCAAAUAGCAGCGCCCACUCAGCAACAGCAACAACAGUCACCAGUUGCCCUCUUUCCUCAGGAAGGAGUGGCCCAACUGGAGAGAGCAGUAAGGGAACUCCAGGCUGGAGGUAACACCACCCUCCAGCAGGUGUUGGAGGCAGCUGUAGCACAGCAACAGCUUAACUCUGUGCUUUAUAGCCCCACGCCCUCCGCAGACUCCCUUCAGCAGCAUGUCCAGGAGAACAUGAACAGCCUUAGGUUGGGAACCACAGAUUCCCUGUCACCGCAGCAACAGCUUCAAAUGCAACAACAGCAGCAACAACAGAUACAGCAGCAAUUUCAACAUCAGCAAUUGCAGCAUCAACAACAACAAAUCCUUGAAAACCUUCAGCAGCAGCAGCAACAGCAGCAGCAACAACAGCAGCAACAGCAGCAGCAGCAGCAGCAAGUCCUUAGCAACAUACAGAUCCAACAACAACUUAUAUUACAGCCACAGGACCAACAGCAACUGCAGCAACAGCAAAUAAUGGAGAAUAUUCAACAACAGCAACAACAGCUGCAACAAAAUCAGCAACAGCAAGUCCUUAACAACAUCCAACUCCAGGAUCAGCAGCAACAAAAUCAAAUUCUUACAAAUUUACAACAACAUCAACUACAACAGCAACAGCAGCAGAAUCAAGCAUUGAGCACCCUACAACAGCAGCAACUGCAAGAGCAGCAGGUGUUAGAGAAUUUGCAGAAGCAGCUACAAGCUGAAUUGCUCCAGCCCCAGAUGCACUCCUCCACUCAAGCACAGCAGCCAGUGUCCCUCCUGCAGCAAGCUGGGGAGCUCCUCACCAUCCAGACCAGUUUCCCAACGCAGCCUCCCUCCCACACGUCUCCCCCACAGCAACUCUUCCAGUCACCCAGGCCCCUGGCUGAGACACAGGGCUCCCAACAGCAGGUCCAGGCGGCCCUUCUGCAGAAUACACUGACUGUUCUCACUAGUGGUAGUCUGAGUUCUGAACAGCAGUCCACAAGGUCAAACCUAUAUAUGCCCUCAAACCCCCAGCCCCAGCAGCCACAGCAACUGGCAUUCAUCUCCUCCAUGGAGACAUCUACCAGCCAGCCUCAGUCAGUGUCAAUGUUUCAGAACCAACCACAAGCUCAGCUUUCCCAGAUGCAGCAUCAGACCACCCCGAUGGAGCAGCAGCAAUCUCCACAACAGAACCAACAGCAGCCACAGCAGCUUCCGCUGGGCCAACAGGGCUCUUUAUUCCAAACCAUUUCAAACCCUUCACAAGCCAACUCUGUUCCCCAAAACCAAAUCUCACAGCCACAACAAACCGGAUUGCUUCUAUGUACCACGGAUCUUAACCCGCAGGCUAUUCUCUUCAGCACCCAAACACAAGGUCCUCCUUCCGUGGGAAGUAUUAGUGUCGGAAUCUCCCAGACAGACUCGGCAGAGCCCAUGUCUUUCCAAGACCAGAGCUCACCAGGGAGCAACUCGGCGUCCAGUGAGAACCAACAGCAAAGCUUAUUCCAGGAACAGCAGCCAAUGCAGGUCACUCCAAGCUCAAACCAAGUCCCGGGCAGUCAACCUGUGAAGCUGUUCAUACCACAGACAUCUCUCUCCAGCUUGCAGAGCACUAUUGGCUCACAAGAGUUGAACAACCAGGCUCCAACCCCUGCUGCAACCAUCUUUGUGGUCCAGGGUGGUGUAGGUGUGGUGGCCAGCCCUGGCCAGCAGCCCCCGGAGCAGCUUUUUCAGACAACAGUGGGUGGCAGUGUGGCUCCACAAGGACAGACCAACCUGUUUGUAUUUGGCAUCCAAAAUGACUCAUCACAGCUGCUCAAUUCUUCUGGAGCCGCCCUGCCAGCCCAGAACCAGGCGCAGAACUCCAGUCACAUGCAGCCUCUGUUGGAUCAGCCCAUGCCUCAAGCUGCUUCCACCAUGCACAGCAACUUGCAAAACACCCUUCAGGCACAAAUGCAGACCAGCCUAGAGAAUGUGAUGCAGUCAAACACACAAACAGCCCUGCAGACCAAUUUACAGGCAUCUAUAGAAACAAGUCUAGCGACUCCAAUGCAGACCAAUCUACAGACACAGAUACAGAGCAGCUUACAGAAUCAGUUGCAGGCAAAUAUAUCUGCAACAUCAAGCAUGGAUAAAAUCGAGGACCUACUGGAAAGCCUGCAGAAGCAGUGAGUAAUGUUAGGACCAUUUGGGUGAUGAAAAGAGUAAGUGAUAUGUAGCUGAAAGUUACACUUCCUAAAAUCAACAAACAUAAAGGCGGUGGCUUUGUUUUUCUGUUUGUAUUUGUUUUCUUUCCUUUUUUAUGUGCCAAUGUCACAAGACUUAGAAAAGCUAAAAUAUUUAAAAACGAAAUCCCCUUUUACUAAAGGAAACCCCCAAUCCCAAGCCCAUGUAACACUGUUUUUAUAAGAUAUUUAUCAUUAAUUAGAGCCUCCAUCCUUGAAUUGAUGAACUCACCCCUGUUAUUACCCCUCUUGCAGGAUCAGAGAGGCCUGUAAUAACUGCUUUAUCCAUUAGUCUUGAUAAUGUAAUGUUUUGUUGUUUUAAAAUGUGAGCCUAAGAGAUGGUGGUGAUUUAAAAAAAAUAAAAAACCUACCAGGUUUGGUGGAGAAAUCAGAAAGGGAUAAAGAAUGUCAGCGACAGGAGAACCUGAUGCAGAGAAGUCUGUAAAAACCAGACUACUCUGAGUAGAUAAAACGGACAGCUAUAGGGUGACUCCCAGAUUGCACAGAAGUAUAACAUGUAGGCGGAAUCUCGUUUCGUGUAUGUGUAAAUGGAAAGCUUCCACUUCCUGUUUGAGGAGAGGAGGCUGUGACUUGGGUUAUUGUCAUUUUAUGACCUGGAGCGAAAGUUGAAACGAGAGAUUAACUGUCAUGGAAACGGGGAUGAAAAUCUUGUUGUAACCACUCGAUUUAAGCUUCUUUUGCCAUGGAGAAUACUCACAUUCUUGCAAUUAAUCAAACCUUGUGUUUGCGCAUGUCAACACAUUCUGUAAAAUCUACUCUAAGAGUACAGAUGAUUAAAUGUUGAAUUAUUUGUAGAAUAAUGGGAUGUUCUGUAGAAUAUAUCCUGGUAUGGCUGGAGUCUGCACAUGAAGUCUCUCUCAGAGGGAGGAUAGUUAAAUGGUGCUAUCAGCUCCAUUCCGCAAAAAUAAAAUGCCCAAUAAAACAAAAUAUCAAAAUAACUGGCUGGUGCAAGACAUUUCCCCAAGUGCAAAAAGAGAGAGGGAUAUUACACACUCCCAAAUGAGGUUCAUUCUAGCAAAUAAUAUGACUUGGCCUGUGUUUUGGCAACUCCCAGUGUUUUCCUGUUAUUAGGCCUGAUCACCGGGAAUGCAGAAUCUUUCUUGCUAAAAAAAAGAAAUUUAAAUAGCGUUCAGUUAUGUAGUCUGUUCAUCUUUUUUUUUUUCUUUUUUUUUUUCAUUUAAAUAAGUUGGUAACCUUUACCAAUUAUUUUGUGUGGAUAGAAAGUUUCCACUUGUGAAAAUGGUGUGUUGUGUGGUUUUUAUAAACAUUUUAUCUCAAGCACUUUAUAUCCUCUUUUAUGUAACCUGCUACUCCUUAUAUCCGUCCACAGCUCUGUAAUGAACUAGCUGAAUUUGUACUCGUCCAAUUAAAAUACUAGGAAGAAAAAAAAGAGAAAAAACAAAGCAGUUUGUAUCGGUAAAUGCAUCAUAACCAAGCAUUUUUACAUUUUAUCACAACAGAAUACUUUUGAGGUCUAGACUAUGUACAGAAUGUCAGCUCACUGUUGAAUCCCUCCUUGUGUGCAGUCUCAGCAGUCCAGUCGAGUCUGUCCAAAAAGCCAUUCCCACAAAAGCAUUGUCGUUUUUCAGUGUUUGAGUGGCAAGUAGGCCUUUGUGUUUUACACUGAGAUAUCUAAAAUACUCGAAUGAAGGAUUUUCAGUUUUUGUCGUUUUUUUUUUUUUUUUCUGUUCAUAUCAAUUCCUAUUCAGUCCAUCACUGGGGAUGGUUUGUCUUGUUAAGUUUAGUCUCAGUGUUGGUAGUGUGUUCAGGUUGGCACCAGAUGAUGUUGGAGUACAGUACUUUUCCCUUUUGUUGUGAACAUAGGCUCGCUGGUUAGUGAAAACCGUUACAUAGAGGCCGUCGUUUCUGUUCUUUGUAUGGUGCUAUGUACAGGAGUGAUCGGCGCGUCUGCUGUGAUAUUAGAACACAGCUAUUUCUAUUACCAGUGGGACUGGCAUUACUUGUUAGUUUUGCAGUAAAAUUGAGUCAGCAGAGCUGGCUGCUCUUGUGGGGUCAGACUGGGGUGCACCCAGGCGAACCAAAGCUCCUGUUGUGAUUGUCACCAUUGUCUCAUACUCGUCCUUGCAAAUGUCCUCAUAAUGUUUACUCAUUUGUACUAAAUUAUGCAGCUGUCACAUGGAUUGCAAUUCAGUGCGUUUUACAAGAUUUAUAAAAGGCAUGUUAAGGUACUUUGUUUCAUGGAUCAGUUUAUCUCUCCCUAACAUUUCCACUAAUUUGAUACUUCAGUCUAUUUUGAUGUAGAAUUACACUGUACUUUCCAUAUCCAACAGCAUUGGCGUUAUCAAAAAUCAUUUUUAUUUUUUUUAUUAUUAUUAUUAUUUCAGAAUAAUUCAGAUGUUAGUAUAGCAUCACUCAUAACUGCAUUGGUUUACAUUUUCAUAGUUCUACUCUUUUUUGUCCUGGAUCUGUUAGCAAUCCAUUUUAAAAUAACUUAUCUUUUUUAGAAUUUUGUAUCCAUGUAUCAAAGUGUAGAGUAUUUUUGUAAAACUAAGCUUUUUGGUUUAUGCUCAUAGCACAGAAAUUAUCGUUGCCCGUGUUUUUAAUUUAGAUGAAACACAGGUUUGUUGUCAAGUGUAUGACUGAAAUUAGAAGCAUAAGCAAGUGAACAUAAAGCAAAUAUGUUAGAAGUUAAUUCUAUCAUUCUGACAUUGGGUUUACCCAAACUGUAAAACGCAGUCUAUGGAUCAGAUUUCUUGUUGUUGUUUUUUUUGUUAAGUUUUUUUUUUAUGUCAUGCAUCUCAAACAGCACUUUGACUUAUCCAUUAACUGUAGAUAUGGUUAGAGUGCAGUCGACACGUUUCCAAGCAUUCCGUUCCUCUUGGUUAGGGGAGAUUAAGAGCACAUGACGUUGCAGAAGAGCAGAACAGCUAUGCCUCUUAAAGCCAUACCGACACAGAGAGCCAACCUGUGACUUCAGUUUCAUGAAUGUAAAUUUUACCUCGUGGUGUGGACGCAGAGCUUGAUCUACAUCUGGCAUCGGACCAAUUCCAGUUUUCGAGAUGGUAUGUUUAGAGGCAAAAAAGAUGGGUGGGGUGGCUUACGCUGUCACUUGUGUCUCUUUGCAUUUGUUAACUUGUUUUGUCUUGGAUUGUGGUUUAAAUUCAUGCCCUGCCCUUUUGUUUUGACUGAUCCAGUGUGCUCAGUCUGACUCUUUUUAAUAGCCACUUCUGCCUGAGGGGAAAGAAAAGACAAAAAAAAACAUCAUCUUGUUGGAUAUUGAUUUAUUUGUGGCGAAGAGAGCACAGAAAUCUUUGCCUAAUAUCAUUUUUGUCCUUUAGUCAUGUAAAUGAAUAUCCAUGUAUAUUUAAAUGUGAAAUAUACUGCAGGGGUAUCUUGAAUUUCAAUUGUGAUGCUUUCAACAGAACUUUGUGUGCCUUGAUAACUUAACCGUUGCUCUGCUGUGUUUACUGGUGUCCCUUUUGUGUCAUUGCUCCUUGUCCUUUUAUCCUCUUGGACCGUGUAACAUCAGGACACUUCAGCAGUUGGAUUUAGAGUCCUCAACACAAGCAUAAGCAUAGCUCAUACUUAUAUAUUUUAGUGUUAACAUUUUUCUCAAUCCAGUACAAGAUAUUGGUGACUACUGUUGACACUUUGUGCAGCUUCACCAGUGAAUUGUCACCUUGUUUUAGUGUUAUACUGAAAAUGUUUUUCUUGCCUCAUGAGAUUUGUACAUGUGAGGUAAAAGGGACGAGAUAUUGAUGAUUGUUUUAUGGAGAACUUUCUUGUGUUGAUGUGCUUGUCAGCAUUAAUGUUGCUGUGAAAUGCUUGAUCAAAAGGGGCAACCAUGAUAAUUAACUGUUAUUUGCCAAUAGUGUGAGCUAUAUCUUGUGUGUGAUCAGUUUGCUCACUUUUCUUAGUUCGCUUUUUUCCACAUCUUCCGACAGUUCUGUUGUAUCAGUUUUUGUGUAGCUUGAGCUUUAGUAUCUAGCCUUAAGACCCUGCAGUAGGGAUAAAGGUCAACCCCAGCGUGUUAUACAUCUGAACUAUUAUUAAUGUACUUUGCCUUUGUCUGGACAUUUGUAUAUUCUUCUGUUUAUAUCUGUACUACCGCUGCUACAUUAAAUGAAUUAAUGAAAA